Acanthosepion pharaonis is the source of this 702-nucleotide messenger RNA. The record is from the annotation of a GenBank genome assembly. Lineage: Eukaryota; Metazoa; Mollusca; Cephalopoda; Sepiida; Sepiidae.
AUGGACAAGGAGCACCCUUCAUAUCUGAUACCAGAAUUAUGUCGACAGUUUUACCAUCUUGGUUGGUGUACAGGCACAGGUGGUGGGGUCAGCAUAAAACACAAUGAUGAAAUUUACAUUGCUCCAUCUGGUGUACAGAAGGAGUUCAUAAAGCCUGAAGAUUUGUUUGUUGUCAAUAUUAAAGGGGACGUAACUUGUGAGCCUCCACCGCAGAAGAAACUGAAAAAAAGCCAGUGUACUCCCUUGUUUAUGAAUGCUUAUACUUUAAGGGGUGCAGGUUCUGUGAUUCACUCACAUUCAAAAAAUGCUUUGAUGGCAACAUUGUUUUAUGAAGGAAAAGAAUUUCAGAUCAGUCACAUUGAAGUUAUAAAGGGAAUCAAGAAAUGCAAAUCUGGUUCAAACUAUCGCUACGAUGAUGUUCUUGUGGUGCCUAUUAUAGAGAACACACCGUUUGAAGCUGACCUAACGGAAGCCAUGGCCCAAGCAAUGGAAGACUAUCCUGAAACAUGUGCAGUCCUUGUUCGUCGACAUGGUGUGUAUGUAUGGGGAAAGACAUGGCAAGAAGCAAAGACUAUGUGUGAAUGUUAUGAUUACCUGUUUGAUAUUGCUGUAAGAAUGAAAAAUGCUGGCUUUGAUCCAACAUCAGUUCCACAACCUCCUAAAGGGGCCUAUAUGAGUGCUGUUAAUGCUACCAAAUCAUGA